UAGACUUUCUGCGGCAAGUACAGAGUUUUUUAGAUCCAGUGCUGUUCUGGACUGAUGCAGGAAUAAAGACGGCAACCAGUCGUGAAUGUUAAACACAUAGACGCCGACUUAUACGUUUGAAAAUCUUGCGAGUAAAUGGGAUUCAACGUCUUCCGAACAGAAUGUAAAGAAUUCCUUAAAGGAUGUGGGGAAUUAAAGGCUCGUGCGCUGCGCUGUUAUUGUUGUUUUUGGCUUAUAUCUCCGUGUCCUCGGUUACUGCCGACAGUUUAUCUGCUCCGCUCAAUGUGACCAUCAAAGCACUGGAGGGGAACUCUGCGAUAGUGACAUGGGACAUUCUGGAGGGAGACCCAGUCAUUGGGUUCGCCAUCACCCAGCAGAAAAAGGACGUUCGUAUGCUGCGAUUCAUCCAGGAAGUGAACACCACCACUCGUUCAUGUGCAUUAUGGGACUUGGAGGAAGACACAGAGUACAUUGUCCAUGUGCAGUCCAUUAGCAUGAGUAGCACCAGCCCCUUGAGUGAACCUGUUCUGUUCCGCACUCCCAAAGAGUCAGAGAAACUGGCCUCCAAGAGCCCAGAUGAAGUGACCAUGGAGGAGGUUGGCCAGGCUGCCCAGCUCAGGGCUGGAGAGCUCAUUAUCAUCGUGGUGGUUCUUGUCAUGUGGGCAGGUGUGAUAGCUCUGUUCUGCCGCCAGUAUGACAUCAUCAAAGACAAUGAGCCCAACAAUAACAAGGACAAAGCCAAGAACUCAUCAGAGUGCAGUACCCCAGAGCACCCUACGGGGGGACUACUGCGCAGCAAGGUCUAAUUACACCUUCCCUUCGGCAAUAAUAGGCUUUAGCCUCAGGACAGUGCUCUGAGACAAAACAAGUAAGCCAUCAAAUCACAAAGUUGUGAAGCCCACCUCUCAUCCUCAAUCAAACAACCUUUUAGUAUUCCCAUUGACCAACAUGAACUCUUUGGUGCUUGUCUGUUUGGCACACUGACACAAACUUGAGGACGAAAUGGACAAGAUGGUUCCAGAACUGGAAGCUUGAGCAGUUUGAAGCCAGUUAUUGAGUUUCGAUCCACAGCUGCCUCAGCUGAAGGACUCAAACACAGUUGUUGUGAGCUGGAAAACUAGAGACGCAGCGCCACCAGGACAGUCUUCGGCUCCUGUGUAGACUCACAGAGAUAAGGAGAAACCUGCCACCCUGCAUAAACCCCAAAUGAACCAGAAAGGUGUGUUGUGAAAAAGAAGCAAGAGCGUUUUUUUCUGAGCUCAUCGUCAUUAUCAGCUCCGAACCAGGAUCAGGUCUCUGACAGGGAUGGCAUUACGAUACUUAACUAUCUCUCCAUACUCGUCGCUAUCUUGUGAAUUUGGUUCCUUCUUUUCACCUCGAUUUCUUUACUCCAUUAUCCUCCCUCCAGUAGCCAGUCAUGGACAGUCUAGCUAAUUUGAUGUGGUUUAAUUGGUGCGGUGGGAUCUUUCUUCUCAGCACUCUCGCACUCAGGGCAUUAAGGAAAUCAUCCAUAGGAAAAAUGAUAGACCACAUCGGCCGUGUCGCAUUCACCAACCUGCGACCCUGUCACAGCGAACUGCACAUCAGCCAUUGACGAUGAAGAGCUCCAUAUUAUAACAGUGAUAGAAAACGUAUUUAACCGCUUGCGUGUCUCAAGUAAAUCAACAGCUUGGUGUCUCUAAUGAGCACACUACUGUACAGUGAUGGUUAAUUUGGUCCUCAUAUUACAUUCAUGAUUAGCAUAUUGUUCACAACUAUGUCUUCUACAGGCUUU
Carassius carassius (crucian carp) is the source of this 1774-nucleotide messenger RNA. RefSeq names its product fibronectin type III domain containing 5b (gene fndc5b). The record is from RefSeq and is a predicted model, not a curated record. NCBI's taxonomy places the organism in Eukaryota, Metazoa, Chordata, Actinopteri, Cypriniformes, Cyprinidae. The transcript has 6 exons. Gene Ontology annotation, molecular function: protein binding. Bases 183 to 806 code for a protein of 207 amino acids.